UUGCACUUGCACAUCUCUAAAACCCUAAUAUAUAUUCAAACCCCCCACUUUUUACCCUCUUUUUUCUCUCUCCUCCAUAUCUGCAUUUUUUUGAUCACCAUUUUCAUCAUUUUACCCGCAUUUUCACUCUCCUCUUCAUCUAAAUCAUUUGGAUCUUCAUCUGAUUACUCAAUCUUUCUUCAAUGGCGGACUCAAUUCAGAGGCUGAGCUCACUCGCCGAGUCCGUCACUACUUCUUCUACUAAGCGCCGCAUUCGAAUCUUUCGUUAUGAUAUUCCCGAUAUUCUCAGCAAUACAGAUAUGUCAAGUGAGGUUGCAGCUGUCAUUGUGGAUAUAAUUUUUAGAACUUUGUGCAUUUAUGAUGAUCUUCGAUCACGGAAAGCUGUGGAUGAUGUUCUUUUAAAGGCAUUGAGUGAGGUUAUAUUCAUGAAAACUUUUGCAGCUUCCCUUGUUCAGUUUAUGGAGAGACUGCAAAAGUCUCAUUCACACAUAGGAUCCUACAGGCUGCUUAAAUGGUCGUGUUUCCUUUUGAGUAGCAGUAAAUUUUCCUCGAUUUCAAAGAAUGCUAUGUCCAGAGUAAUUGCGGCACAGACAUCACUGCUUCAUCUUGUUAUGAAAGGAUCGUUUCGUGAGAGAAGGGCUUCUAAACGAUUGUUUUUUAGCUUUUUGUCGAAGUCCCAGGAUAUCCACACAAGCUACAUUGAAGAGUUGAAAGAGGCAAGGAUACCCUAUAAAGAAUGUCCUGAUAUUAUCUGGUUGUUGAUAGAAUAUACACGGAAGCAUCCUUCUUUUGGACAACACAAGACAAUGUUCCUCGACUUAUAUGUGAAAGCUGUCCUUAAUGCCAGAGAGAAGCCAGCUAAGGGACUAAGUGAAGCUUUUGGUCCACUUUUUUUGUGUCUAGCUCAUGAAGAAUUUGGAAAUGUUGUUGUUCCUUCAGCUGUUAAAAUGUUGAAACGAAAUCCUGAGAUUGCGUUGGAACCAGUUGAUAUUCUCUUGAAAUCAGUGAGCAUUGACUUGAGUAAGUACUCGAUGGAAUUUCUCCCUGUGGUAUUAACACAAGCUCGUCAUGCCGAUGAAGGAAGGAGGCUUGGUGCUCUGGCAAUUAUACAGUGUUUGAGUCAGAAAUCCAGUAAUCCAGAUGUUACUGAUACAAUGUUUAAAGCUAUUAAAGCUAUAAUUGGAGGAUCAGAGGGAAGACUGCAGUUUCCUUUUCAAAGGGUUGGCAUGUUCAAUGCACUGCAGGAAUUGUCCAAUGCUCCUGGGGGAAAAUCGUUGAAUGACCUCUCAUCUUCAUUGUGCGGCUUCCUCUUGUCUUGUUACAAGGAUGAUGGAAAUGAAGAAGUAAAGCUUGCUAUCUUAUCUGCGCUAGCUUCUUGGCUAGCGCGAGGUGCAGAUUGUGUCCAACCAGCCAUACUUUCAUUUUUCAGUUCAGGACUGAAAGAGAAGGAAGGUCUGAGAAGGGGUCAUCUCAGAUGCCUAAGGGUGAUAUGCAAUAAUGCUGAUGUCACUUUACAGGUGUCAUCUUUGCUGGGACCUCUUAUUCAGAUAGUAAAAACAGGAUAUACUAAAUCUGUUCAGCGUCUGGAUAGCAUCUAUGCAUUGCUUUUGGUAGCAAAGAUGGCAGUUGUUGAUAUGAAAGCAGAGGAGGCUGUUAUGAAGGAGAAGAUCUGGUCUUUAGUUGCUCAAAAUGAACCAUCCUUGGUUCCUCUUUCCAUGGUUCCAAAGCUAUCAGAUGAAGAUUGUCUAGCUUGUGUUGAUCUCCUUCAUGUGCUGUUAGUGGACCAUACCAAAAGGAUUUUGGAGUCUUUUGUUGUACAGACCUUGUUUCAGUUAUUGUUCCAUCUUUUGUGCCACCCAUCAUGGCACAUCCGCAAAUCUGCAUAUGGCAUUGCCAAAAGAAUUGUUGAAGCAGUUCCCGAGAGAACAGAAGUGCUUUUGAAAGAAUUUGCAGUUUUCCUUUCAGCUGUGGCAGAAGCUCGUCUUCUACAAAUAAGUGACACAGAAAAUGCAGUGGAAGCUUCUGUCUCUUUCAUUCCUUCUGUAGAAGUAAUGGUGAAGGCCUUAGUACUUAUAUCUUCUGCAGCUGUUGUGGCUGCGCCAGAGACAUGUGGUCACAUAAUAUUUUGCUCACAUCAUCCGGCUUUGCUUGGCACUGGAAAGAGAGAUGGAAUAUGGCAGAGAAUAUCGACAUGCUUGCGAUCGCAGGGUUUGGAUAUUCUUAGCAUUAUUGCUGAGGGGAUCAAACACAUAUGUGAGGUUCUUGUAGGACCAACAGGAUUAAUGAGUGGAAGUCCUCUUGAACAACAAGGAGCUGUUAAUUCCUUGUGUACUCUUAUGACUAUAUCUCCAAGUGAUACUUAUUUGGAGUUUGAAAAGCAUUUUAGCAAUCUGUCGGAUCGCUACACACAUAAUACUCUUUUCCCGAAUGACAUUCAGAUUUUCAACACUCCAGAGGGCAUUCUCUCAACUGAGGUUGGUGUGUAUGUUGCUUCCAGAGACUUUGAAGAGCUGAACAACAAGGAACAUGUGAGUAUCAAUCACUCUGCACGUAAAGACCCGACUCGAAGAGACGCCGCUGGGUUAGGCAAGAAAGACUCUGGCAAAACAGCAAAAAGAAAUGACAAAGCAAAGACUGGUAAAGAAGAGGCACGUGAAUUACUCCUGAAGGAGGAGGCUGCUAUAAGGGGGAAGGUCAAGGCCAUACAGAGGAAUCUUUCAUUGGUUUUAAGGGCGCUAGGAGCGAUGGCUAUUGCCAAUCCUAUCUUCACGCACAGUCAACUUUCUUCAAUGGUGAAGUUUGUCAAUCCUCUUAUUCGAUCACAAAUAGUGGGCGAUGCUGCUUAUGAAACCUUGGUGAAACUGUCUCAAUGUAUUGCUCCUCCACUCAGUAAUUGGGCACUCGACAUUGCUACUGCUCUAAGGCUAGUUGAGGUAUCGGAAAGCCAUGUUGUCUUGGACCUCAUUUCAGCAACUGAUGUGGAGGAAGCGAAGGAGAAGCCGGCUCUUGGUCUUUUAAAUAGAGUAGUUAUUGGAUUAACUGUUUCAUGUAAAUAUGGACCUCUUCCAGUGGACACAUAUCUAUUUGUCUUUCCGAUCAUGGAGUGGAUUCUUUUGUCACCAGAGAAAACAGCUGUUCAUAAUGAGGUGCUUCGGGUCCUGUAUCUGCAUACAGAUCCAAUAUUGCCUCUCCCCAGGCUGAGAACGUUAUCAGUUCUUUAUCAUGUUCUUGGUGUAGUUCCUGCUCAUCAAGCAGCUAUUGGGUCCACUCUGAAUGAGUUGUGUUUGGGUUUGAAGCCUGAUGAAGUUGCAUCUGCCCUUUAUGGUGUGUUUGCCAAAGAUGUUCAUGUUAGAAUGGCCUGCUUGAAUGCUGUAAAAUGCAUUCCUGCUGUCUCUAGCCGUUGUCUGGCUGAGAAUGUUGAAGUUGCUACAAGUAUUUGGAUUGCAUUGCAUGAUCCAGACAAGUCAAUCGCUGAAGCUGCUGAAGAAUUAUGGGAUCGCUAUGGAUUCGAUCUUGGGACUGACUAUUCAGGACUGUAUAAAGCACUUUCGCAUGUUAAUUAUAAUGUUCGUUUGGCCGCAGCUGAAGCAUUAGCUGCUGCAUUAGAUGAAAAUCCUGAUACUAUACAGGAAUGCCUUGCUACUCUAUUUACCUUAUACAUACGUGAUGCUGGUUUUGAAGAAGGGCAUGCUGAUGCUGGUUGGCUGGGCAGACAAGGAGUUGCAUUGGCAUUACAUUCUGCUGCUGAUGUAUUGAGAACCAAAGACCUCCCUGUUGUCAUGACGUUUCUAAUUUCUCGAGCUCUGGCUGAUCCCAAUGGAGAUGUUCGUGGGAGAAUGAUCAAUGCUGGUAUAUUGAUUAUAGACAAGCAUGGCAGAGAUAACGUGUCCUUGUUGUUUCCAAUUUUUGAGAACUAUCUUAAUAAAAAGGCGUCUGAUGAAGAACAGUACGAUCUUGUCCGUGAAGGUGUAGUUAUAUUUACUGGGGCUUUGGCGAAACAUUUGGGAAAGGAUGACCCUAAAGUUCAUGCAGUUGUUGAAAAAUUACUUGAUGUGCUCAAUACUCCCUCUGAAGCUGUGCAGAGGGCGGUCUCGUCUUGCCUGUCUCCACUAAUGCCAUCUAAACAGCAAGACGGACCAAUUCUUGUUUCAAGGCUUCUUGGUCAAAUGAUGAAGAGCGACAAGUAUGGUGAACGUCGUGGGGCAGCGUUUGGACUAGCUGGAGUUGUUAAAGGUUUUGGAAUUUCUUGUCUGAAGAAGUAUGGGAUUGUGUCCGCAUUACAUGAAGGCCUUACUGACAGAAAUUCUGCAAAAUGCCGCGAGGGAGCACUGAUUGGAUUUGAGUGUCUCUGCGAGAAGCUCGGAAAACUAUUUGAACCCUAUGUUAUUCAAAUGCUCCCAUUGCUAUUGGUGUCUUUCUCUGAUCAAGUUGCUGCUGUUCGCGAAGCUGCUGAAUGUGCUGCACGUGCAAUGAUGGCGAACCUUACUGCUCAGGGGGUCAAGCUCGUUCUCCCUUCGUUGCUAAAGGGUCUUGAAGAUAAGGCUUGGCGAACUAAACAAAGUAGUGUGCAGCUACUUGGUGCAAUGGCAUAUUGUGCUCCUCAACAGUUGUCACAAUGCCUGCCUAAGAUUGUGCCUAAACUGACAGAGGUGCUGACGGAUACCCAUCCAAAGGUCCAGUAUGCUGGCAAGACUGCGCUUCAGCAGGUUGGAAGUGUUAUAAAGAAUCCCGAAAUUUCCUCAUUGGUUCCUACUCUGCUGAGGGGACUUACUGAUCCCAAUGAUCAUACCAGAGUUGCUCUGGACAUACUUCUCCAAACAACGUUCGUUAACUCAGUUGAUGCUCCUUCACUUGCUCUUCUGGUGCCAAUUGUUCAUAGAGGGUUGAGGGAAAGGAGUGCUGAAACUAAAAAGAAAGCAGCCCAAAUUGUUGGUAAUAUGUGCUCAUUAGUGACUGAGCCUAGAGACAUGAUACCUUAUAUCGGUUUGCUCCUUCCUCAAGUGAAAAAGGUUCUGGUUGAUCCUAUACCUGAAGUUCGGUCUGUCGCUGCUAGGGCACUUGGCUCUCUUUUGAAAGGAAUGGGAGAGGAAAACUUCCCUGACCUUGUUCUAUGGCUCUUGGAGACUCUAAAAUCUGAAGGAAGUAAUGUUGAACGUUCUGGUGCCGCACAGGGAUUGAGUGAGGUUAUGGCUGCGCUUGGAAUUGAGUAUUUUGAGCAUAUUCUUCCUGAUAUCAUAAGAAAUUGCUCUCACCAAAAGGCUUAUGUCCGUGAAGGCUAUUUGACUAUCUUUAAGUAUUUGCCUAGGUCUCUGGGUGUCCAAUUUCAGGACUAUCUGCAACAGGUGUUGCCUGCUAUUCUUGAUGGUCUUGCCGACGAAAAUGAAUCUGUUCGCGAUGCAGCUCUUAGUGCUGGACAUGUUCUGGUCGAGCACUAUGCGACAACGUCUUUACGGCUGCUACUUCCUGCUGUUGAAGAGGGAAUCUUCAAUGACAGUUGGCGUAUUAGGCAAAGCUCUGUCGAACUGUUGGGUGACCUGUUAUUUAAGGUUGCUGGAACUUCUGGGAAAGCAUUGCUUGAGGGAGGUAGCGAUGACGAGGGGGCUAGUACAGAAGCACAAGGGCGUGCUAUUAUUGAGGUUCUUGGUAGAGAGAAACGUAAUGAAGUGCUUGCUGCCUUAUACAUGGUUCGCACUGAUGUCAGUGUGUCAGUGCGUCAGGCUGCUUUACAUGUAUGGAAGACCAUAGUAGCAAAUACUCCCAAGACACUUAAGGAAAUUAUGCCUGUAUUGAUGGAUACCCUGAUAACAUCACUUGCAUUGCCAUCUAAUGAAAGGCGACAGGUUGCAGGAAGGGCAUUGGGUGAGCUUGUUAGGAAGCUUGGUGAAAGGGUGCUUCCUUUGAUAAUACCUAUUCUAUCUGAUGGUCUAAAAGAUCCUGAUUCCGGAAGAAGACAAGGUGUUUGCAUUGGUCUGAGUGAGGUUAUGGCGAGUGCUGGAAAGAGUCAGUUGUUGAGUUUCAUGGAUAAACUUAUCCCUACAAUCCGUACUGCUCUUUGUGAUAGUGAGCCUGAGGUCCGUGAGUCAGCAGGCCAGGCGUUUGGUACUCUCUACAAGAGUGCUGGAAUCCAAGCAAUUGAUGAGAUUGUUCCUACUCUUCUGCAAGCCUUAGAGGAUGAUGAAACUUCCGAGACUGCUUUAGAUGGUCUUAAGCAAAUUUUAAGUGUGAGGACCGCAGCGAUAUUACCUCAUAUCUUGCCGAAGUUGGUUCAGCUUCCCCUCAGUGAACUUAAUGCACAUGCUCUUGGAGCUUUGGCGGAGGUUGCCGGGGCUGGUCUUAAUUUACACCUUAGUACUGUACUUCCUGCCCUGCUAUCAGCAAUGGGUGAUGACAAUGUGGAUGUGCAAGAUUUAGCAAAGAAGGCUGCUGAAACUGUCGUAUUGGUUGUUGAUGAGGAGGGAAUUGACUCUCUAAUAUCCGAGCUUAUCAAAAGUUCUGGUGAUAGUAAGGCAUCAAUUAGGAGAAGCGCUUCAUACCUUAUCGGCCAUCUCUUCGAGAACAGCAAGCUCUUUUUGGAUGAUGAAGCGCCCAGCAUGAUAUCUACCUUGAUUGUUCUCCUUAGUGAUUCUGAUCAUGACACUGUAGUGGCUUCCUGGGAAGCUUUGUCAAGGGUUGUCACUUCAAUUCCUAAAGAAGUACUUCCAAGUCACAUAAAGCUGGUUCGUGAUGCUGUAUCCACCGCUAGAGAUAAGCAGCGAAGAAAAAAGAAAGGAGGACCAGUUCUAGUACCUGGAUUUUGUCUACCAAAAGCCCUGCAACCUGUUCUUCCGAUCUUCCUGCAGGGUUUAGUAAGUGGCUCAGCAGAACUCAGGGAACAGGCGGCCAUAGGUCUUGGUGAAUUGAUUGAUGUAACUAGUGAACAAGCGCUGAAGGCGUUUGUCAUACCCAUAACAGGGCCCCUAAUUCGUAUAAUAGGUGAUCGGUUCCCUUGGCAGGUCAAGAGUGCCAUUUUAUCAACUUUGACCAUCAUAAUUAAGAAGAGUGGCAUCGCCCUGAAACCUUUUCUGCCACAGCUGCAAACAACGUUCAUCAAAUGUCUACAGGACAACACCAGGACUGUUCGUUCAAGUGCUGCAUUGGCACUUGGGAAACUAAGUGCGCUCAGUAGUAGGGUUGAUCCUUUAGUGAGUGAUCUUUUAUCUAGCUUGCAGGCAUCUGAUGGAGGUGUAAGAGAAGCAGUUUUGAUUGCUCUUAGAGGUGUGGUAAAACAUGCGGGAAAGAGUGUAAGCGUUGCUGUUAGAGCUCGUGUCUGUGAUCUGUUAAAAAAUUUUACUGAUCAUGAAGAUGACCAAGUUCGCAUAUCUGCUGCUAGCAUACUGGGGAUUACCUCUGAGUACAUUGAGGACGAGCUGCUGGCAGAGCUACUAAAAGAACUUUUAGAUUCAGCUUUGUCUUCCAGCUGGACUACUAGACAUGGUUCAGUUCUCACCAUCUCAUCCAUGCUCCGGCACUGCCCGUCAGGAGUUUGUCUAUCAUCUUGGUCACCAUCCAUUAUAUCUAUGUUGAAAGAUAAGUUGGAAGAUGAGAAGUUCCCAGUACGUGAAAGUUCGACCAAAGCACUAGGAAGAUAUCUGAUCUAUCAAAUUCAAAGCGAUCCAUUGAAUAGUUCCUUGCAUGCUCAAGUUUUGUCCUCAAUCGUUUCUGCGCUCCAAGAUGACUCCAGUGAAGUUAGACGAAGGGCAUUAUCUGCCCUGAAGGCUGCUGCAAAAGCAAAUCCUCCAGCUAUUAUGGGCCAUGUGUCGAUCUUUGGCCCUGCAUUGGCCGAAUGUCUGAAGGAUGGAAGUACUCCUGUGAAGCUUGCUGCAGAACGAUGUGCUCUGCAUUCAUUCCAAUUAGCUAAAGGACAAGAAAAUGUUCAGGCAGCCCAAAAAUACAUCACUGGUUUGGAUGCAAGGCGACUUGCUAAAUAUUCUGAAGACAGUGAUGGUGAUGGCGAUAGUGAAGAUGACAACACAACUGGCUGAAAUUUUGACCAGGAGGUUGGUGCAUGUACCAAAAUGCUGCCAGAUUUGGGCUGGGAAUUGAUGGAGCUGCGGUAACAGAAUGCUCGUCGUAAAUUAUUUUGCAGCAUUGGCUGUAUAUUGUGAUACCUUUUUGCAAACGCAGAAAUCAACAUAUAUACACAUUUUGGAUAGUGUCUGUAAGAUGGGGGUUCCUUCCGAAACUGUAGAUAGAUUAUGUAAAGAGUAAUUUUUGGUAUCCUGGUGACCCCCAAAACAUUGCUUUAUAUUGUAUUCCUUUUGUCACAUAGAAAUCAAUAGAAGAAAAUAAGCCUUUUUUGAUAUAUACAA
This is a messenger RNA of Beta vulgaris subsp. vulgaris (sugar beet), 8348 nucleotides long. RefSeq names its product protein ILITYHIA. Lineage: Eukaryota; Viridiplantae; Streptophyta; Magnoliopsida; Caryophyllales; Amaranthaceae. The transcript is spliced from 60 exons. Gene Ontology annotation, biological process: regulation of translation; cellular response to amino acid starvation. The record is from RefSeq and is a predicted model, not a curated record. Gene Ontology annotation, molecular function: protein kinase regulator activity; protein binding. Bases 183 to 8021 code for a protein of 2612 amino acids. Gene Ontology annotation, cellular component: cytosol.